ACUUCAGAUUCUCGCUACAGAGACCCCAACAGCAGAGCUCCAGCAAUGGCUCCUACAAUCUCAGCAGCAAUAACCAACUCUCAAGAACACUUGCCUCUGAAUCACAAGCUCAGAAAGCCUCUGGUGGAAAAGCUACGCAGAGAGCGCAUCAACAGCAGCAUCGAGCAGCUCAAGACUCUCCUGGGUCCAGAGUUCCUCAAACAGCAGCCAGACUCCAAGCUGGAGAAAGCUGACAUCCUGGAGAUGACAGUCUGCUUCCUGAGACGACUGCGGCAACAACAGCAGCAUCCAUCUGUGGACUCAGUAGCUGUUGAUCAAGGCUACUCCAGAUGU
Molecule: messenger RNA, 333 nt
Organism: Cyprinodon variegatus (sheepshead minnow)
Lineage: Eukaryota; Metazoa; Chordata; Actinopteri; Cyprinodontiformes; Cyprinodontidae
Product: transcription factor HES-5-like
Exons: 2
Biological process (GO): regulation of transcription by RNA polymerase II; regulation of neurogenesis; anterior/posterior pattern specification
Cellular component (GO): nucleus
Molecular function (GO): protein dimerization activity; RNA polymerase II cis-regulatory region sequence-specific DNA binding; DNA-binding transcription factor activity, RNA polymerase II-specific
Source: RefSeq, a predicted model, not a curated record